GCCAGACGGCAUUACACUUAAAGAGUUAAAGAUAAGUUCACAGCUUGGCAAUACCGUACACGUGAAACCCUUGCAUAGCAUACACACAGAUGCACAUCCAACAUAGGCUACCGCUAAAUGCUACUCUUGCACAUAACUAUAUGGAAUACUUGCACCUAUAUGUAAAUACAUGUAAAAUAUCUGCAUUAUAUGUGUGUAAAUGUCUCAGUGUAUCUCGAAGGCUUCUCAGUAGAAAUAGAAGGCACAGAAAAGGGGGAGAUGUGGAGGAAUAUUACUGUACCUGCCUACAUUGAGGUGAAGAGAUUAAUCAUCAUCAUAACUGACUUGAAAUGGGACCAAUUGGUGAUUUUUCCCCAUUAGUUUGUAUUAGUUCAAGGCCCUAUCUACUACAGUAUCCAAAAGUGAUGAUGUCAGUGGCUUAUUCUUGCAGUGUGUGAUACAGAGUUUGCAAGCAAAUUCAUCACUAAUUGUGGGAGGAUAUCAAUGUAGCAUAUUCCUGGUGUGAAACAAGGAGGAUUCUGUAUAUUAAUGAAUUCCAGCCUCAGCUGUACCUCUGUCAAAAAUACCAGAUUAAUGAACAGGACUAAUAAGAAUUUUUCAUAUUUGUAAGUAAUACAGAAGUAAGAAAGUGAGAAUGAAGAGCUGCUAAUUAAGUACAAAUACUCUGAAUCUUAUAGACUCCCAGACACCUUGUACAUGUACAUAAGGGCAGUGCAGUGGCUCAGAGGUUAGCACUGCUGCCUCACAGCAAAGUUGUAGCUAAGCAGUGAGAUAAAGUUUAAAAUAUCUGGUUCAGUGUUCAGUGAAGGGACACCAUUCAAGGACAAGCUUCAGUCCCAGUUCCACCUCUGCCCAGUAGAGCAGUCAGAAUCAUAUUAAAUGAGAACUUAAGGAGAUUAUGUAUAUGUGAACUGUAAAUCUCUGCAUUGUUACUUAUGUCCCAAGAAGGCUGCUUGUUGAACACUGCCAGCCUUGUUUACUCCCAAUUUUGGCAUGUGAGUCGUAUUUAGAGAAUCAUACCAAUGAAUUUGCAUGUUUUAACCCAUUUAUUAUAAAAUGAGUAUAUUUAAAUUCACAGUUCACCAUUUUUCAAAGCAUUUCAUAGUUUUUUUCUACCUUUCAGUGAGUCCUUGGACAACACUUGGAACCAGCAGCAAAGAUCACAUCAAAGUGAGUGCCUUGAAUCUAGCGGUAACACCUGAAUAUUGGCAUGCAGAUGGAAUGAUGUGGAUCCAGUAUGGAGCUGUGUCUGAUUCUUUGCCAGCCAGUUUCCUUGUUGGAUAGGGCCAUAAAAAUUAUACAUUUUUGACUGUGGUGUUUUCUACUGGUGGGGAGCCAUUCAACCCUGGGGCAUUUCUGUCUUAUGUGAACUGAGUUAAUCGAAUCUUACUUUUUCAGACAAAUCCAUGGUCCAAGUGUCCCCAAGAUUGCAACCUGCCAUUGCUCCCAAAUCUUAUACCUUCUUUGACUGCAAAAAACUUAAUUUUGCUGUGAGAACUGCUUUAGAAAUGAAGGCUAUUAUUAUUUUGAAAAGAAAAUCAACAUGUUUUGAUAAAAAGAUUUUAUAAGACAGAAGGAAUAUAUUAUAAGAACAGGAGAGAGGGUGCGAGUGGUGUCUGUAUAGACUGCGGCUGUAUCCAGUUAGUGCUGACUGCCUGUUUACUGGAGCAGUAAAUGUACAAGGUCCUUGUCUCUGCAAGCGAUGAACCACAGCUGUCAUGGUAAUGCUUUUUGUUGUGUCUUUAAAUGUUUCCCUCAUCCAUACAGCUCAUGGUGUUUUGAGUAUAAUCAGUAGUAUAAUCAGUCUUUCAGCUACAUCCCUCUCCCCCUCUUUCUGUUCCUAUCUUCUCCAUCCACACACACAGCAGAAAGCUACUGGGAAUCUUAGUUUGAGUGGAGGCCUGUACUAUCCACACUGUUGUUCUUUUUGCAUGAAUAACCUCGGCCAUAGGAGUUUCAUUAAUCCACUCCUUUCACAUGUUGAGGCACACAUGGGCCUGGGAAGCUGGAUGCUUCACCGACAGAUCGAAAGAGAGAGGUGGUGAAAGAAUUUAAGCAAACAGACUUUUUUUUACUGUGGUUUUGCAAGUUUCUUCUUUUUUUCCUAUACAUUUUACUGAUGGCUUCCACGGAAAAUGUAAAAUGCCAUGCAAAUGCAGCUCAGUGGGGGACUUUGUAUUGUAGGUGUGGUGCCUUUAUCUUUUCAUAUCACUCUUCUUUUCUGCACAUAGUAUUGUGGCUAUUACACACAGCAGGACAGGGUAAUGUUUAAUAUCUUGUAAGGCAGGACAAACUAAAGCAAAAAUACAAGAACUGUGGAAAGAGAUUUUUCUUUUCAGUUUCUUUUCAGAUUAGGAAAGCGAUGCAUUUGGCCACAAAUUAACCAAUUUAUUAUGAUUUAUAUCUUUAUUUGAUCUAAUAGUUGCCUAAUUCAUCUAACAUUGUCACAUUAAAUUCAGUUUUGUGGGUCUACUUUUUCCUGUUGAGUGUAGCACUUUACCUUCAGUAGUGAACUGUUACUUUAAGAGAUAACGGUUGACACAUGAAUGACUUCCAGCCCACCAACCAGUGCUUUAAUUCCUGGUGGUCGCAGUGCUGGCUGAUGAUAGGAGUUCAUUUUAUCAGGACAGUAGAAACACUGCUCUGGUGAGUAUCUUCAGACAGGGAUUACUGCUAAGUGGUUUAAAUUGUUGCAUAGCGCACGGAACUUCCUAAACUUGUUGAAGUGCAUGCUGCACGGUCCUUCGUGAUGACAGUCUGGAGGAGCAGCUCUGUCACUUUGGUUUGUCUGGGAGUGUCUUUAUUCCUCGUCGGUCGUUGUCAGUCGGGCUGUCGGGAAACGGGUCUGUGCUGCACCGGCCGGAACCCGUCAUGCAUCAGCAGAGGAUGGAGAUCUGACCGGUCCUAUGGGACCUGCUACUGCGACCAAGCCUGUGUGUCCACGCUGGACUGCUGCCACGACUAUGAGACAGCCUGCCCAGCGGUGUCCUGUGUGGUGAGUGAGUGGACGGAGUGGUCAGGAUGUGCUGAGCCCUGCAGGGCCACCGUCCGCAGGCGGAGCAGGACGACCCUACAGGAGCCGCUCAAUGCAGGCGAACCCUGUCCCCAUCUGGAGGAGCAUGCCGGCUGUGCAGAGUACUGGUCUCAGCAAGGGCACUGUCCCAACUCACUUGUCCCAGCACUUAUUAUCACGGGUGGCUAUGGCAAUGCCAGGAAGAAAAGAGACAUCCCUGAAAGCAGCGACAUUAUAGGGUACUGUGUCCAGUUUCAGUUGACCUCUCUGACAAUAGGAUGCCAGCAGAGCGCAGGCCCACACACCCAGUGGAUGCAGUACCUGAGGGAGGGACACCGUGUGUGUGUCGAGUGCCAGCCGCCUGCUCUCGCUGCUGGACAGACACACUGUGCCGGAGACGGAGAGGAAAAGGACGAGGACAGAAGACAGUCUCUCCAGUGGCAGGCGGUGGGAAACCCUCGAUGCAGGGGUGUGUGGAGGCGUGUGGGGAGGCUGGAGGCCUGCUCCUGCCCAACAGCCCACAGCUUCCUCUUCAUCUAACCUCCUCCUCCUUCCUUCUAUUAGCCUCCCUCCUGUACAUAUUUACUCAGCCACGUGUAUAAAGAACAAUCUGCCAGUAUAAUUACAAACCGGCCAGAAUAAUUACAAACACUGGUCACUAAACUUGUUCUGAGUGCUGGUCAAUGCUCAAUUGUGCCUUUUUAGUUAUAAUUUUAGUUAAUCUUCUCCAGGUCAGUGCAACUAUAUGUAAAUGUUUAUUAACAUGAAUGAAUGAAAGUCCAUAUUUCUUAGUCAGAAUAUAAUAAAUUUACUGUCCUUACUACAAUUUUGGUUUGCAUCAAAAACUGCAAAUUAUCAGUAAAAUGAAAGUCAGCAAUUCCUAAUCAAAAUGUAAAGUGAUCUGAUUUAUUUCAUUUUGAGUCAUCCAAGGGAAUGUUGCUUUUCUUAAGAAAUAGAAAUAUCUUGGGACAUUGAGACACUUUUUUUUUACAUGACAAGUACUGGCUCUGUGUGAAUCACAACCAGUCACAACGCCAAAGUUACAACAUGCACUGAACAAUAGAACAUUUAUACAGAAACAACAGCAUAGAAAGUCAACAGGUAAAAAUGUGUUGUUGUUUUUUUACAAAACAGACAGCCUCGGGACCUACAAACAACAUUGUAUAAGAGCUGGCUAAGGUCGUUCAAAUAUCUUUUUUCAAUUCCCUGGAAACUGUGUACUUUACAAAGACUGAUGGCUUAGGCAAGGUUGGGGUCAAUUCCACUGAGUGCUUAUAACGUAGAAAAAAUAUAGUUUAUGUUUUUAAUUUGUACUAGUUUUAAUUUGUCUCAUGCUCUAAUACUGUUUCCUUUUAUAGUGUCAUGUGUGAUGUGUGUUUUACUCCAUCAAGGCAUCCUGAAUCGACCCCAACCCUGUAAUACAGUGUUAGAUUCAGACCAUGUGGAAUUGGGCUACUUGCUAAAGCAGUGGUUCUCACUGGGUUUUGGAAACUACCACGUCCUUGAAAAGCAAAACAAAGAAAAAGAUUUGAACCUCUACAGAUAAAUUUAGCAGCUACCACAACCAAAUUCUAUUUUAGGUUUCAAUUAAAUGCAUUUACUGUACAGUUGGGAGUCUUGUUAUGGAAAAGUUUGAGACUCUGUGCUCUUCAUCUUAAUUUGUAUCAAUAAAUGAGAAAUAAAGCAA
This is a messenger RNA of Siniperca chuatsi (mandarin fish), 4700 nucleotides long. Its product is annotated as somatomedin-B and thrombospondin type-1 domain-containing protein. The transcript is spliced from 5 exons. NCBI's taxonomy places the organism in Eukaryota, Metazoa, Chordata, Actinopteri, Centrarchiformes, Sinipercidae. The record is from RefSeq and is a predicted model, not a curated record. The coding region runs from base 2750 to 3553 and encodes 267 amino acids.